Hibiscus syriacus is the source of this 2419-nucleotide messenger RNA. RefSeq names its product G-type lectin S-receptor-like serine/threonine-protein kinase At2g19130. The record is from RefSeq and is a predicted model, not a curated record. Bases 1 to 2412 code for a protein of 803 amino acids. The transcript has a single exon. Gene Ontology annotation, biological process: recognition of pollen; protein phosphorylation. Gene Ontology annotation, molecular function: protein serine/threonine kinase activity; ATP binding. Lineage: Eukaryota; Viridiplantae; Streptophyta; Magnoliopsida; Malvales; Malvaceae.
AUGACCAACAACAUUAAUCCCUUCUGUUUCAUGUUUUCAGUGUUGUUCUUGUUCAUGUGUUCGUCUCUUCAAUCCCAUGUCUGCUUUGCAGUUGAUACCAUCUCCUCCAACCAAUCUCUUUCCGGUAAUCAAACCAUUGUCUCUUCUGGCGGAGUUUUCGAGCUUGGUUUCUUCAGACCAGGAAAUUCCUCCAAUUAUUAUAUAGGGAUGUGGUACAAUAAGGUCUCCCGACUCACUGCAGUUUGGGUUGCAAACAGAGAAGAACCAGUCCGCGACAUAUAUUCCUCGGUUUUGAAGAUCUCUGACGGUAACUUGGUUCUGUUCAACGAGUCCCAAGUGCCAAUUUGGUCUACAAAUGUAAGCUCAGGCUCAGUCAUCUCAAACUCUGCAGUAGCAGUACUUUUAGACGAUGGGAACCUUGUUUUGCGAGAGGGGCUCGAUUCGUCGACAAUACUGUGGCAAAGUUUUGAUCACCCUACAGACACUUGGCUUCCGGGUAGUAAGCUUAGAUUCGAUAAACGGACCAAUCAAAGCCAACGUAUUACUUCAUGGAAAAGUCUUGAUGAUCCUGCACCAGGUCUCUUCUCUUUUGAGAUAGAUCCAGUUCAAACUAAUCAAAUUAUUUCAGUGUGGAACAGGUCACAAACUUACUGGUUCAGUGGAACUUGGGAUCAAAAGACAAUGAGCUUCAGCUUAGUUCCGGAAAUGAGAAUCUUGACUAUGCCGAGUUUGGCCUACAACUUCAGCCAUGUUUCAGAAGAGAAUGAGAGCUAUUUCAUUUACUAUUAUUAUAAUUCAUCUAUCAUAACUAAAUAUUUCAUGGAUUCCUCGGGACAGAUGAAGCAAAUGUCAUGGUUGGAAAAUAUAGAACAGUGGACUGUGUUUUAUUUUCAACCAAAACGCCAAUGCGGGGUAUAUGCUUUUUGCGGGGCUUUUGCCAGCUGCAAUGAAAAUUUCCUGCCGUUUUGUAAUUGUUUGAAUGGCUUUCAGCCUACUUCUCUACAGAAUUGGAACCAGGAGGUUUAUUCCGGAGGGUGUGCAAGAACUACCAAACUGCAGUGCGACAAUGCUAGUGGUACCGGAAAGGGGGACCGAUUUUUAGAAAGUCGCUACACAAAUUUCCCUUCACAUCCACAAAAUACGAUGUCUGUUAGCAGCAUGGAAUGCAAGUCAACCUGUAUACAAAAUUGUUCUUGUACUGCAUAUGCUUUUGAGAACAAUCAGUGCUCAAUUUGGAUAGGAGCUCUCUUGAAUCUGCAACAACUUGGACAAGAUGAUACUACAUGGAAACUUCUGUAUAUCAAGUUGGCGGUUUCUGAUAUUGAUAGCGAAUCCAGUCCCGGAGACAAGAGGGUGAUUUUUGUUCCAAUUGCGGUUUCAAUAGGACUACUCCUUUUAGGCCUUAUGAUGUUCAUAAUCAUGAAAUGGAGGAGAAUAGUCAUCGGUCCAAAACCAGCUAAAGGGUCACUUGUGGCUUUUGAAUACAGAGAUUUAGAGAAGGCAACCAAGAAUUUCUCUGAGAAAUUGGGAAAGGGAGGCUUUGGUUCUGUUUACAAAGGGACGUUGCCAGAUGGAAGUAUUAUAGCUGUUAAGAAGCUUGAGAGCAUCAACCAGGGAGAGAAACAAUUUCGUGCAGAAGUUGGUACAAUUGGGUGGAUCAAUCAUGUUAAUCUAGUUCGUCUUUGUGGAUUCUGCUCUAAGGGUUCAAGUAAGUUGUUGGUGUAUGAUUUCGUGACAAAAGGAUCUUUAGACAGACAUCUUUUCCAUGGAAUAGAUUCAGAACCACUGGACUGGAAAACAAGAUAUCAAAUUGCUCUGGGUGUAGCGAGAGGCCUGGCUUAUCUCCAUGAGAAUUGUGUAGACAGCAUCAUUCACUGUGACAUCAAGCCAGAAAACGUCCUUUUAGAUGUUGAUAAAUGUCCAAAACUGUCGGAUUUUGGCCUAGCAAAGCUUCUAGGACGAGAGUUUAGCCGAGUCCUGACUACCAUGCGAGGAACAGUGGGUUAUCUUGCACCAGAAUGGGUUUCAGGAGUUGCUAUAACUCCCAGAGCUGAUGUUUACAGCUUCGGAAUGAUGCUUUUGGAACUUGUAUCAGGAAUGAGAAACUUCGAUCCCACAAAUGAUAGAGAAGGUACGUUCUUUCCGGUUUGGGCUGCUAGACAAGUGAGUGAAGGCGUGAAUGUCCUCAACCUACUUGAUGAUAGACUAAAUGGGAAUGCAGAUUUAGAGGAGGUGUGUAGGAUUUGUAAAGUAGCUUGUUGGUGUAUACAGGAUAAUGAAAAGCAGAGGCCAUCAAUGGGUCAUGUAGUACAGAUCUUGGAAGGAUUUUUCAAUGUAAGCCUACCGCCGAUGCCACGUUUUCUACAAGGAAUUAGUGAUGAGGGGAGCACAUAUUUUUCUUCACCGACAUAACCAUAAG